Symbiodinium necroappetens is the source of this 696-nucleotide messenger RNA. The record is from the annotation of a GenBank genome assembly. Lineage: Eukaryota; Dinophyceae; Suessiales; Symbiodiniaceae.
AUGCCGGAAUCAGACAAGAGCAAGGCCUACAAGAUUCGCAUGCAGCUCAAGAGCAACAAGACUCGCAGGGGCCAUAUCCUCGGCGUGAAGAAGCGCGCCGAGCUUGAAAGGCAGCAGGAGCUGAUGAAGCAUCAGACUGCCGAGACCGAUCGGAGCAUCCAGGCUACCCGUUCGGAUGGUCAGGAAACGCGAGAUUUGAUCGCAUCUAUGGAGGCCAGAUUGCUGGAUGCCAUCCAGAAUCCUCGCAAGAGAGCGUCGAAGAAUAAGGCGACGGGCAAGGGCGAGGAGAUCGCCGAGGGCGAUCACAAGAACGAAGCCGCAAAGGGCAAGCACAAGAAGCCCAAACAGACGGAGGAGCAGAAGGCGGAGAAGGAGGCGGAGCGCCAGAGGAAGCGCAAGGAGGCCCAGGAGGUCAAGGAUGCGAAGACUGCGGAGAAGAAGACGCGGGAGGCAAACAAAGCCGCGGAGAAGGAGAAGCGGGAGGUCAAGAAAGCAAAGCUGAAGGAGAUUCGCGAGAAGAAGGCCGCCGUGAAUGCCGAGCUGAAGGCCGCGAUGGCUGAAGGGUCGAACAAGAAAAAACGUGGCGCAGACGAGCAGGUCGAAACGGCGGAGCCCCAGAGCCAAGCAACCUCCUCGGGCGUGAUCGGUCGGAUGAGUCAGCUAUUCGGAGGUCGGCGUAGUGAGGCUGACGCUUGA